Maudiozyma barnettii is the source of this 1173-nucleotide messenger RNA. It is a transcript of the gene SCS7, whose product is annotated as fatty acid alpha-hydroxylase. Bases 1 to 1173 code for a protein of 390 amino acids. Gene Ontology annotation, molecular function: iron ion binding; fatty acid 2-hydroxylase activity. Gene Ontology annotation, biological process: fatty acid metabolic process; lipid biosynthetic process. NCBI's taxonomy places the organism in Eukaryota, Fungi, Ascomycota, Saccharomycetes, Saccharomycetales, Saccharomycetaceae. The record is from RefSeq and is a predicted model, not a curated record. The transcript has a single exon. Gene Ontology annotation, cellular component: membrane; endoplasmic reticulum.
AUGAGUGAAACUGCAAAGACUUUGGAACUAUUUCCUUCUAUUAAAGUUGCUGAACAUACUUCUCCAAAUGAUUGCUGGGUAACCGUUGAUGAAAGAAAAAUUUAUGAUGUUACUAAAUUCUUAAAUGAAAAUAAAGAUUUGAAAAAUGAUAAUAAACAUGAAAUUUUACUAUCAUUCGCCGGUAAAGAUAUUACUCAAGCUUUAAAUAACGAAUUAAUUACUUUCAAUUCUUUAAUCGAAUCCGAUAAAUUCUUAAUUGGUUAUUUAGCAACAACUUUAGAAGAAGAAGAAUUGUUGUCUAAUAAAAAUCAUAAAGUGGAAGUUAAUAUUGUCGAUUCAAAAACUAAUAAUGGCAAGCAAAAAAACUUUGAUUCAACUACUUUUGUGAAGGAUUUACCAACUGAAGAUAAACUCAGUAUCGCCACUAAUUAUAAAAACGAUUACGAAAAACAUCAUUUCUUAGACUUAGAAAAACCUUUAUUAAAACAAAUUUUAUUCAGUGAUUUCACUGUUGAUUUUUAUGUCGAUCAAGUCAACAGACCAAGACAUUUCGGUAAGACUUCUGCUCCUCUAUUCGGGAAUUUCCUAGAACCACUAACUAAGACUCCAUGGUGGGUUAUUCCUAUUGUUUGGUUACCUGUUGUCAUUUACCAUUUUGCCGUUGCAUGGAGAAAUCAAAACCAUCUGUUAACCGUUUUCUUAUUCGGUGUCGGUGUCUUUGUCUGGACUUUUAUUGAAUAUGCUCUACAUAGAUUUGUUUUCCAUUUCGAUAAUUAUUUACCUCAAAAUAAUUUGGCUUUCGUUAUUCAUUUCUUACUACAUGGUUGUCAUCAUUAUUUACCAAUGGAUCCAAACAGAUUAGUCAUGCCUCCAACUCUAUUCGUCAUGUUAUGUACUCCUUUCUACUGGGUCGUAUUCAAAUCAUUACCUUUGUACUGGGCUUAUGCAGGCUUCGCUGGUGGUCUGUUUGGUUACGUCUACUAUGAUGAAUGCCAUUAUUGGUUACAUCAUUCUAAGAUGCCAAAAUUCAUGAGAAAAUUAAAGAAAUUCCAUUUAGAACAUCAUUAUAAAAAUUAUCAAUUAGCUUUUGGUAUCACUUCGUGGUUCUGGGAUAAUGUCUUUGGUACUUACUUAUAUAAUGAUUCUCCUGUAUCUCCAAUGAAGUAUGAGUGA